Molecule: messenger RNA, 1206 nt
Organism: Raphanus sativus (radish)
Lineage: Eukaryota; Viridiplantae; Streptophyta; Magnoliopsida; Brassicales; Brassicaceae
Exons: 9
Coding region: 1-1206 (401 amino acids)
Source: RefSeq, a predicted model, not a curated record
AUGUCUUUUCUGAAAAGAAAACCUGCUUCUCUGGUUUUUAUUGACGAUAUUGAUCCAGCUAAAGAUUGUUACAAGAUUAAAGUCAAAGGAACAAGGAUUCAUGCUUCUAUUGAUGAACGUUCUCUUGAUGUUAUUGGUGAAGUUGUGAAUGUCGGACCUUUAGAAGAUCUUGUGGCAAAAGGAAAAUCAUCAACUAAGCUAGAAUUAACAAUCCGUGACAUAACUGACACACAUUUAACAUGUACGUUGUGGUCUGGGUAUGCAAAGCAAGUAUCAGAUUUCUUUAAAUCUAAUGAAGCAUCAUGUAUUGUAUGUGUUGCUCGAUUUGUUUGUGUGCGAGAAUUCAGAGGAGCCAUUACUGUUUCUAAUGUAUUCAAUGCUACUGAGAUUCUUUUUGAUCCACAAUUACAAGAAGUUCUUGACUUCAAAUCCAAAUUGCCUAAUGAUGAUUUGGUUAUUACUAGAGAAGAUUUUGAUCCAAAAUCUACACCUCUAAAAAUAGAUUUAUACGAUGAGUUUUUCAUUAAGAAUCCAAUAAAAUCUAUCCGUGCAUUGAAUGCAUCGAAUGAGGUGGGAAAAUGUGUUACACUUUGCAAAAUUGUUUCCAUUGAAACCACUCCAAAGUGGUAUUUUGUUGCAUGCCGUACCUGUAAGACGACAGUCCAUCCAUGUGAAGAUGAUCUUGAUGAUGAUAGUCCACCUUUGUUUCAUUGUAGCGGAUGCAAUAGAAACGUCUCUAAUGUUGUGGCUAGGUUUAAACUUGUCCUUUGUGUUACUGAUCAUACGGGAGAGGCAGCUAGGUUUAUUCUUUUUGAUAAUGUUGUUGUCCCCUUUCUCCAUAGAACUGCUAUGGAUCUUGCCGAAGAAGUUGCGGAGGAAGACGCAUCUCUUCUACCUUUGCCGCUGAUCAGACUUAUUGGGAAAACAUAUAUUUACAAGCUUAAUAUAUCAGCUGAUAAUUUGAGGAGUCGUAAAGCAUCCUUUAAAGUUGAUAUAAUUUCUGAUGAUGAAGAUUUGAUUAGUAAGUGGGUCACUGAAGGUUAUACUCAGGGUGGUUUGUUUAUGGAUUGCCAACGUGUUUUGGAAGAUUCAGCUGAAGCUUCGCAACCUGAUGGAUUAAAGCGUAACAGUGAUGCUUUUGAUCGUGGACACUUGGAUGUGGGGACAGAUGGAAAUACUAAAAAGUUGAAGAAGACCAAAGAAUAA